ACUGGAGACUGUACAUCAGUUAGUUAGAUUCUACACAAACACAACACCAACAUGAAAGUGGUCAUUUUAUUAUUUGCGUUAUUUGCAAUUGCAAGUGCGAGGCCCAAUCCCCAAAUAAUCCCAAAGAUUAUAAACUACGUAUCGGAAAGCAUUGGACUUGGAGGUUACCGAUACGCUUUCGAGACUGACGAUGGAACAAAAAAGGAGGAAGUCGCUGAGAUUGUUAACGAGGGUCGCGAUGAUGAAUCGCUGAAGGUGAAGGGAUCUUAUUCAUACGUUGGAGACGAUGGUCAAACCUACACCGUGGAAUACAUAGCCGAUGAAAAUGGUUUCCAACCAAAGGGUGAACAUAUACCGGCAUCUGCUGGGGUCCAGAAACCACAACUCGGUGUACCCUCAGCGGCGUUGGCUUCCCUCGCCGGUGGCGGCAUUGGAAAGUAAAUAAACCGUCUGGAUUUUUUUUAAUACCACCUACGUUUUUUGGUAAAUAUUUGCUUAUCAAAUUUAGUGUAAACUUAACAUGAAUACGACUACUAAAUAUUUUAGAGAUCGAUCAUCAAACAAACGUACUGUACAUACUUGUAAAUAAAAACACU
Molecule: messenger RNA, 596 nt
Organism: Nicrophorus vespilloides
Lineage: Eukaryota; Metazoa; Arthropoda; Insecta; Coleoptera; Silphidae
Product: endocuticle structural glycoprotein ABD-5-like
Exons: 3
Coding region: 52-441 (129 amino acids)
Cellular component (GO): chitin-based extracellular matrix
Molecular function (GO): structural constituent of chitin-based larval cuticle
Source: RefSeq, a predicted model, not a curated record